AUGGCUAUUGCACAAAGGCUUCUCAUCACUAUGUCCUACGAAGCCAGCAUUCACUUGACGUUCCCUGCUGUUGUUCUCCUGGGCUUUCUGGCUGAGAUUAUCUUUCCAUACCCAGUUGUCGUCAGAACAAAUGGCACCCUGUUGGACAGAGGAUGGGAGUCUAUCUUAUCCAGGUCCCUUGCUGGAAUGUCAGGGGAGAAAUCUGAAGUCAACUGGGAGACUGACUAUUUGCUAGGAAUCAAGAGGCGGCGGAGGCUUUACUGCAACGUGGGCAUUGGGUUUCAUCUCCAGAUAUUUCCAGAUGGACAGAUAAGUGGUGUUCAUGCUGAAAACCAAUACAGUCUCUUGGAAAUAUCAACAGUAGAGAGAGGUGUGGUUAGUCUGUUUGGUGUCAAAAGUGCACUCUUUAUUGCAAUGAACAGCAAUGGCAGAUUAUAUGGCACGGCAAUUUUUCAAGACGAAUGUAAAUUCAAAGAAACUCUCCUUCCCAACAACUACAAUGCCUAUGAAUCGGACAUGUACAAAAGCUUUUACAUAGGACUCAGCAAACAUGGGAGAGCAAAAAGAGGAAGCAGAGCCUCUCUUGCUCAGACUGUCACACACUUUUUACCCAGAUUAUGAAGACCAGAGUAAAAUGCAUUUAAACUGCCCUAUUUCAAUUUGCACAUGAGAAUCACCUCCCAGGUAAAGAAUAUAUAUUCACUCAUUUGUUCAUAUAUAUGCAUAUAUAGAUGAAAUCAUUUGUACAGGAUCCACCACACUAAUUUUUCUAUACCGAUUUCAAAACAACUCCCCUUGAGAUAGGAAUUGUCUAAUUUUGUCAAUAGUGAAUUUUUUGCAUUUACAUGAAGCCAAAAAAAAAAAAAGCAAAUCAGCGGUGUAGAUGCAGAACUGGGGUCUGGCUGAUUUUGGGUACUUGCCACAGUUACUGCUCUUUCAGUGUAACUUCAACAGAAAACAAACAUAUCUGAGAUUUUUAGUAGCGUGAUGAAUCGUUUUUCAGUUCCUUCCCACUUCAAUCAUUUGCAUACAAUGUUCUCAUAGAUCAAGCUCAUUAUAUUAGGUUUCCAAAUUGUGUUAUCAGGAACCCUGGAGUUUAUUGGACCUUCAUGGGGGAUUUCUUAAAGGGAAGACUUGCUAUGUUUGCAGCUCUAGAGGUUUGCUGGGUGUGUUGCAGGGCACAAGCAGUUCACACAUGGCAGUGGUAAGGAUCAAUGUGGUGUUCAAAGACCUGGGACGCUUAGAAAUAAGAACUUGAUUUAGGCUGAACUUUGCAAAAGAACUGGUUUGUUGUUAGGGUUGCCAUAUUUCAAAAAGUAAAAACCCAGGACACCCCAAAAGUUGUUGUGCUUAUUUUAGGAAAACCCAAAUGCUGUUGAGCUUUUUUCAGACAAGAUCUUGACUUGCCUAAGAUCUAGGACAUAGAAUCAUAGAAUCGUAGUUGGAAGAGACCACAAGGGCCAUCCAGUCCAACCCCCUGCCGAGCAGGA
Zootoca vivipara (common lizard) is the source of this 1490-nucleotide messenger RNA. RefSeq names its product fibroblast growth factor 6 (gene FGF6). Lineage: Eukaryota; Metazoa; Chordata; Lepidosauria; Squamata; Lacertidae. The record is from RefSeq and is a predicted model, not a curated record. Gene Ontology annotation, molecular function: growth factor activity.